Messenger RNA from Papaver somniferum (opium poppy), 671 nucleotides. RefSeq lists its product as uncharacterized. The coding region runs from base 269 to 649 and encodes 126 amino acids. Gene Ontology annotation, molecular function: oxidoreductase activity, acting on the CH-OH group of donors, NAD or NADP as acceptor; NAD binding. The record is from RefSeq and is a predicted model, not a curated record. Lineage: Eukaryota; Viridiplantae; Streptophyta; Magnoliopsida; Ranunculales; Papaveraceae. The transcript is spliced from 2 exons.
CUCAGAAAUUUCUAAAUGUGCAAACUGUCAACACUAUCUGAAUGCGGUUCUGUUUAACCACAUGUGAAGUAACUAUAUAAAAUCACACCCUUGUAAGAAGUAUGUCAAGAUCUCAAUUCGUCAACUCUCUUAUCUGGUGCAUUAGUCCAAUCAUUGUACUGAGAACUAGGAGCAUCUCAGAUUUCCAUUGCUGUUGUUGCUAAAAAAAGAUUCUGCAGUGAACCCAAUUCUGAAUCAAUUGUCUCAUCUGUUUCAUUAAGAACCUUCAAUGGCAACAAAAGCAGAGCAACUUCCAUUAGUUCUUCUUCUGAAUAAUUUCCCAUUCAUCCCUUCAUUUCAAGAAAAAUUCUCAAACCAAUUCAGAACUCUCAAACGAACUGAUCUCUCAAUACCUGUAAAUGAAUUUCUCAAAAAAGAUUGUCAAUCUGUGAAAGCCUUAGUUUGUGGGGCUAAAUUUGCAGUCACUAAAGAAUUCCUAGAUUGCUUACCUUCUUUAGGUUGUAUGGUUCUUACUUGUGUUGGUCUUGAUAAUAUUGAUAUGGCUAAGCGGCAAGCGGAUAGGAAUUGUUGGGUUGGGAAGUAUUGGGUCCGAGGUAGCCAAGAGACUUGUGGCGUUCAACUGCAUUAUCUCAUACACCUCAAGGAAUAAGAAGCCAUCAGUUCCGUUCUCC